Messenger RNA from Symbiodinium pilosum, 1335 nucleotides. Lineage: Eukaryota; Dinophyceae; Suessiales; Symbiodiniaceae. The record is from the annotation of a GenBank genome assembly.
AUGGAGUCGGCAGAGAGCCUCGUGGCGUGGCUGAGCCGGGACCUUGGCAUUGCUCUGCAAACUUUUCGCGGCCUGUCUGACUCUCAAGUGGCCUUCGCUGUGGCCCUUGGACAGAUGCGUGAACAGACCCAAACGCCCACGAGGAGCCUUGCCAAGGUGCCCUGUCCAUUUAUCAGCAGAUAUCCACAGCAGCUGUGUGGGAUCUGGAGCCUCACCCCUGAGGGACGUGCAGCGCAGCAGUUUUUGGACAGCAGUGCGGUGAUGCACGUCAACAAGAUGUGGGGGCUCAUGCUGUUUACAUGGCUCGGCGCUGGUGGCACACAAGGGCGGGCUUUUCAGCAGCUCAUGGCUGUGCCGGAAAUGUCCAACUACCGGUGCGAUGAUCGUCAGCCCUUGGAGGUCAUCAACUACGCCAAGCUCUGCGUGGAACACCUGGGUGGCCACACCCGCCAGUUCUUCGGCAGCGAUGGCCGAGACAAGUCGCAGCGCUUAGGCAAAAGCGCCGAAGGCAUGUUGGCUGCCUGGCACGAGGCAGUGCCCGCUCUGACAAAGGCUUUCGGCGAGGGCACUUCAAGCUUCAUGGCGGCCUUGGGGCGCCUUCCAAAAGCCGGGCCCUUGGCUCAGAAAGAGAUUUGCAGCUACCUCGGUGUGUCCACUCACUUCAGUUACAUGGCCGAGGAGAUUCCCUUUGGCUCUGGUGCCGAGAAGGGUGCCAGACUUUUCUUGCAGCUUGAGGACAACUUCCUAGAUGGAGCCAAGGCUCUGCGCAAAAAGCUGGAAGACUGCAUGCUGCAGCACUUCCCGGGCUUGAAGGGGAAGAGUGACUUGGGCUACUUGUCUGUGGUGGACAUCGAAAUCUUCUGUUGCUAUGGCUGUAGUUACCUGUGCAAGUUUAUACAAAAAUUGCGUGACAGAUUGAAGCAGCCUUUUUGCAAAGUCCCGUACUAUGAGGCUUUGGAGUUGGCUGAAGGCUUUACAACGCCGACAGGCUGGGUGCUCCAUGUGAAUGGAAGACCGGCGUUGGAGAUCGAGUUGCCGGCCUUUUCGUGUGCAAGCGAGUCAAAGAAGCCCCGCCUCUCCAGCAGCCUUUUCAGCUUGGGGGAAGACUGGCGGCGCCUGGAGCAAGGGCUGGGCCAAACCCAGAAACAGAAGCACGCGUGCUUCAAGGCCGUGAAAGAACUUGGCAGGUGCACUGAGCAAGAAAUCCUCCAGAAGCUGCAGCUGUACGUGGAUCGCGAAGAGCUGGACAAGCCUGAACAACCCCUCAGCAAGGUUUGGGGGCAUUACCGCCCCAAGCUGCUUCAAGAAGGCUUCCUUGUCGUGACGGAGCCUUGA